Molecule: messenger RNA, 1881 nt
Organism: Patella vulgata (common limpet)
Lineage: Eukaryota; Metazoa; Mollusca; Gastropoda; Patellidae
Product: somatostatin receptor type 4
Exons: 2
Coding region: 160-1191 (343 amino acids)
Biological process (GO): G protein-coupled receptor signaling pathway
Cellular component (GO): plasma membrane
Molecular function (GO): G protein-coupled receptor activity
Source: RefSeq, a predicted model, not a curated record
UAUAGGAAGACGAGAGAAAUCUUUCCCCGGGACAUAGUCUUUAGUUAUCGUAGCGUGAUCAAGGCUAUGUGCAGAGAUUUUUUUGUCACUCAGCUUGUUACUUGUAAAUACCUUUGUGUGAUUUAAAUAAUAAAUAAGCUAUUGUGAAUACCUUAAAGUAUGAAUAAUACAACAGAUGCUCCGGACUUCGAUCCUAAUAAUGGUAGAAAUGAGCCGGAUUAUAUGUACGUAUAUCUCGCAGCAGUAGAUAUUGUGGCUAUAACCGGUUUAGUUGGAAACAUAUUUUUGUUUUUCAUGAUGUUUCGCUCGGCAUUGAAACACGUAUCUUUCUCGGUAUACUUGAGUUACUUAGCUGUGAUACAAAGCAUUGUACUACUGCAGAUAGCCACAGAAGACACCCUGGAUCACGGAUUUUAUAUCCUGGAUGAAUUUCUAGAACCGAUUUGUCGUCCAUGGGUACUGCUUAUGGACACCACCAGGUUUGCCUCGACAUGGUUGGUUCUGGCGCUGACCAUUGACAGAUGUAUAGCCAUAUUCUUUACCAAAUAUAAAGAGGCCUUCUGCUCCAGGAAGGUUAGCCAUGGAGUAUGUCUAACAAUAAUCGCAAUCUGUUUGUUGUUGAGUCUUCCUGGAAAUGUGACCCCGCGGGUUCAACACGAUAAUAGUACUGAUCACGAAGAAGACGAUGGUCCAACAACAUGUCCGAACGAUUAUGAGGUCUAUAGAUUUAUAAUGAGUGGAGUUUUUCACACGCUUGUUCCAGUUUUGAUCUGUUGCGUGCUGGAUGUCAUCAUCUUGUUCAAAGUAAAACGAGCUGUUCAAAGAGUGGCGGUAAACCUCGAAACCCCACCGGAGGCGGUAGCAGUCAACGUCAGCCAAGCUGAGAAAGUCAAAUGGUGCUUAGUUGCUCUAUGCUGUUUAGCGGUAGUGACGCUGUUUCCAAUCGCUAUUAUCGAAUCUAUUGAGAAUUUUUCUUCGGAUGAAACAGCCGUGGAGAAUGCAGGAGAGGCUUGGAGGUUUUUCAACAUCGUUUUGCUCAUCAAUUAUGGCCAGAACUUCUACAUCGUCAUUAUCAUGUCCCUUUAUAUGAGGUGUCUCUUUAAACAGAUGUUAUGCGGUGAAAAGGUUCGGUAUAAAAGACCACAGGAAUUUGAUACGAUAUUGUCCGCUUCAGACAACAAUUUUCUUUAAUAAAAAAUUGUUUCCGGCUAACAGUUCAAGUACAUUCUUCAAUUUACCAAAUAAAUGAUCGUAACAACACAAUGUCCAAAAUCCGAAAAAAAGUUGGUUACUGUUAUUAGCAAGAGAUGGACUCUUCUGUAAUUACUCAAAGUUACUACUUAUAAGAUUCAUAUUUAAAGCAAUAUGUACUAUUCUAUUGAAGUUUAACUUCCUCUCAAUAGAAUGAAGUCAUGGAAUAUUUUUUAUUAUUUUGGAUCUGAACAGUGACAACAUGGCGUAAAAUCACAGGAUCGAACAGACGUAUACAUGGAUGAUAGACUUGUGAACCGCGACCAACGCCUUAUAGCCUUCUCGAUUGACAAAGAACACAAUCUGAUGAUUAAUAAUUCUAUAUUUUACAAACGGGAAUGGUUAUUUUAAGUACUCUGAAAUUUUAAUAAUAGUGUUAAAACUAGUGAUUAACAGUUUUUGAUAUGAAGAGUAUAUAGGACCUUAUACUUAAUAACCCAUGUAAUAAAACAGUAUAUAGGACCUUAUACUUAAUAACCCAUGUAAUAAAACAUCAAUAUAUUAUAAUUAUAGCAAUAAUAUUCACAUGACCGUUCAAUAAUCCAUGUAAUGAGGUAGCUAUACUUUUGUUAUAUUUUAAUGAAAGUGAUAAUAUGCACACUAUCUUUAUGUUUAAUAACCCAUGUAAUG